AUGCUUGAGUAUAUUAUUUCUGAAAAGGAUAUCCGGAUGCUGAAAAGGAUGAGUAUUCGGCAGAAGCUUGUCCAGUUUGUGAAUGCGGCAUAUUCUGUGAUGGGGACGUACAUGAUAUGGAAGAUGUUUUCGAUUCUCUUGAACAAUGAUAGUCCUAUUGUUGUUGUACUGAGUGAAAGCAUGUCCCCUGGAUUUGAGAGGGGAGAUAUACUAUGGCUUGCUAACAAGGAUUUCAGUGUUGGAGACAUGACUGUUUUCAAGUUUGGAAAGGAGAUUCCAUGUGUACACAGAUGCAUUAAGCAGUUUGGUGGAAGAUAUCUCACGAAGGGAGACAAUAACCUUGACGAUGAUGUUUCCCUCUAUCCAAAAGGAAGGAAUUAUUUGACUAGGAAUGAGGUCAAGUCUAUUGUUGUUGGAUACAUUCCUUAUUUUGGAUGGAUAAACCUCUGGAUCAAUACCAUUCCCGGGGUGAAGUUUGCAAUACUAGCUGCUGUGGGUCUAUCUGUCCUAUUUACUCGAGAGGAGUGA
Encephalitozoon romaleae SJ-2008 is the source of this 528-nucleotide messenger RNA. Its product is annotated as S26 Type I signal peptidase. Bases 1 to 528 code for a protein of 175 amino acids. Gene Ontology annotation, cellular component: signal peptidase complex; membrane. The record is from RefSeq and is a predicted model, not a curated record. The transcript has a single exon. Gene Ontology annotation, molecular function: serine-type endopeptidase activity. NCBI's taxonomy places the organism in Eukaryota, Fungi, Microsporidia, Unikaryonidae.